CUCGGAAGUAGCAUAAUCAUGAAAAGACCAUAGAGCUGAAACAGAAAGGAAGUUCGAGAUAAUUCACGUGUCUGGAGAGAGGUGGAAAUGUCGGCUUCCCUGCUAAGAAAGGGACUGGAACUACUGGAGACGGCGGGAGUGUCCGACUCCUCCUCUCAAAGAUCAGGGACCGCCGCCCGACCCAAUAAUCUGUUGAAAAAGAAGAAAAACAAGCGUUCAAGGUCCAAAAGAGACAAGGCCACAAUCAAAGGAAGAAUUAUCAAAUCUGCAUUAGAGGAAUAUCAGAAACAUCAAGCAGCUGACCACUUUAAGAAGAACAUGCAGUAUAUGAUGGGUACUCAUUUUGUGGCAGACAGUACAAUUACUGAAAAGAUUUUAACCCAAAAUAGAGGGAGGAAAGCUAAAGACCACCCUGUAGAAAAAGUGAAGAAGAAGAAGCCAGAAGGAACUGUCUUCACGGAGAAAGACUUCCAGAGAUUUGAGAGAGAGUAUUUUGGAAGAGUUGGAACAAUUUGACAAAAAUAACCUGUCCAUCAUUGCUAAAAAUAUCAGCAUCAGUGAGCAAAUGCUUGCCAGUAUUAUUGUGGUUGGGAAUUACGUCUAUUAUAAGAUUACAGUAUUUCUACAUAUGAUCUGCUCAGUUGUUGCACUUCAUAUGGAAUGACGGUUUGUGCCCAGAGUGGAGAAUCCAGAUCUUUGAUGCUGAGUUUGGACAUAUGACUCUCAAGAUUAUCUUUUGACUCUUUGCUAGAAAAAAUAUCUACCUUGAACCAGACAAAACAAUCUUUUGCCACAUUUGUUAGGAGUAAAUUAAGUUUAAAAAGUUAUUUCUAUACAUAUGGAACAGAGAAUUUGGAUUUCAUAUUGCAAUAUCAGAGCUGAAAGUAUGUGCUUUAUUGUACAAAGUUUUGCUGCAACAAACUAACAAUUAUACUUCUGAGUAGUAAUGUGAAAACUUGAUUUAAUUCAUAACCAAAUAUUUUUAGGUCAUUUACAACGUAUAAACAAUCAGUUAUAGGCAUUUGAAGUGCUUCCACAAAGAUAUCAGAGUUAUUUUUGCUAUACUUAAGAUGCAAGUAUAAUAAGUCACUUUUUUGUGAUACCUUUUAGGAAAAGGAUACCCCUGCAACACUCUUAUCUUCUCAAAAUGUAGUUUGUAUAAUUUCCUACCAUAUUGUUAGUUACUGUACAAGUGUUUUUGAGUUUAUUCAAUGUAUCACUUGUCAUUUCUUUAAUAAAUGUAAAAAACUUUUAUAGAAAUAUAAUGACCAAUUACACCAGACUGUUCAGGAAAAAAUUGUUUGUGAAGUACCAGAAAUAAAUAACCUAAGAAUAUUAUAUCAUUUUUAGAACCAAGCAGAUAACGAUAAGAAAAAUUAAAAGAAUUCUAUACAGGAACAAGAGUGGGUCAAAGAGAUAAUCAAAUGUUAAUCAGUGGUUGGAAAAUUCAUAUUGAUGCAAUAUUUAUAGUGGUAAAAUUAUGCAUGAUUUCAUAACUGCAGUUACUACAUAAGAACAGUAAUUUGUGCAUUUACUAAAAUCAUGCAAACACACUGAAACAUGAUUUUUUUUCAUCCCUUACUCAUUACUAGCAUUAAGCUAAUUAUAAUAUGUAUCAUCCAUUGUACUUCUUUUUCACUAGUAGGAUGUGGGUAUCAGUUACUUGUUUGCACCACACCUUUAAUAUUUUUACGAAUAAUUCAAGAUGGUGAACAUAUCCACACCUUCCUCCUUCUGUUUUCUCCACUACAAUUGCGUGAUGUAGUCUGGGCUGAGAGAAAGUGGCCAGCCCAAAGUCAUAACUCAGAAUAAAGUCAUGUUUGAAAAUA
This is a messenger RNA of Pantherophis guttatus, 1829 nucleotides long. It is a transcript of the gene RPS19BP1, whose product is annotated as ribosomal protein S19 binding protein 1. The record is from RefSeq and is a predicted model, not a curated record. Gene Ontology annotation, molecular function: enzyme binding. NCBI's taxonomy places the organism in Eukaryota, Metazoa, Chordata, Lepidosauria, Squamata, Colubridae. Gene Ontology annotation, cellular component: nucleolus.